AGCUCCUGGGUGCUGCUAAAAAAGUGAAUGUGAAUUUCCAGGACACAGACGGGUUAUCUGCCCUGCAUCAUGCUGCUCUUAAUGGUAACGUGGACCUGAUUUCACUGUUGCUCGAGUCGCAAGCUGUCGUCGACAUCAAAGACCAGAAAGGGAUGCGGCCCUUGCAUUACGCUGCUUGGCAGGGCAAGUGUGAGCCCAUGAAAAUGCUGCUUAAGGCGGGCUCAUCAGUCAACAGCCAAUCAGAUGAGGGACAGAUGCCUUUACACCUCUCAUCACAGCACGGCCAUUAUGAAGGAAGUGAGAUGCUGCUCCAACAUCAGUCGAACCCCUGCCUCAGAGACCACGCUGGGAAAACCCCUCUAGACUUGGCCUGCGAAUUUGGGCGAUUCACGGUGGUGCAGUUGCUCCUGAACAGUAACAUGUGUGCCGCUAUGUUAGAACCGAAGCCCUCUGACCCCAAUGGCAUCAGUCCGCUCCAUUUGGCUGCCAAGAAUGGACAUAUUGAGAUCAUCAAGUUACUGAUCCAGGCUGGUAUAGAUAUAAACCGUCAGACGAAAUCAGGGACAGCGUUGCAUGAGGCUGCUCUCUGUGGGAAAACCGAGGCUGUACGACUGCUGCUGGAUAGUGGUAUCAGUGCUGGAGUGAGGAAUACUUAUUGUCAGACAGCGCUGGAUAUUGUUAACCAGUUCACCACUACCCAAGCCAGCAAGGAAAUCAAACAGAUGCUGAGAGAUGCAUCAGCUGCCAUGCAAGUGAGGGCUCUGAAGGAUUACUGCAACAACUAUGACCUGACAAGCCUCAAUAUUAAAGCAGGCGACACCAUCACGGUUUUGGAGCAGCAUUCUGAUGGACUAUGGAAGGGCUGUAUCCAUGACAACCGUACAGGAAAUGACCGCGUGGGUUACUUUCCGUCCAACAUGGUGGAAGUCAUCAAAAGGGCAGGUCCCUCGACCCAACAGUAUCUUAAGAUACAGAUCCGUCCGCCAGCAAUUGGGUCAGUUGUCUUGGUGAACGGUGACUCCUCCCACAUUUUUUCUCUGCACCUCACUCCCCAACCCCCUUCUACACAGCCCCUUACCCAUCAGCCCCUCUUCACCUCAUUUGGCUAUAAUAUGCCUACCUGCAGCACAUUUGGGUAUGAACCAGCCUCCUCCUGCUCAGAGGAGCCACAAAAAGAGACAGGCUCAAGGGGAUCUGUUUCCAGCCCUCAUGGUUCUCCAACCUUCAGUGGCCAGCAGAGCGGUGCUAAUGAGGAGAUUUGGGUACUGAGAAAACCUUUAGCUGCAGGGGGCAGUGUUGGGAGUAUGGGCAGCACAGGCAGUCUCACCAGUGGACGUACAUCUACUGGCGGACAAAGCAGUAAUGCCAAUGCUCACCUCACCAACUCACCUGUGCCAGUUCCAACCACCCCCACACACUCACCCGGAGUAAACACGCAUGGCAUUAAUGUCCCAGGACUGCACGCUCAGGCCGAGGGUGUGAAGCUGUUGGCCACGGUGCUGUCCCAGUCAGCAAAAGCAAAAGAACAUCUUAUGGACCAAUCUCAGUCUUUAGAUCCUAAUUCAGCACCUUCUCAGUGCACACAGAGUGCAUCUGCUGUUCCACGUCAGCAAAAGAAGAAACCCUUUGUGGAUCCAUUGCUUCAAAGGAAAGAUGAAACUUCAGCUGAGAACAAGAGCUCAGAGGCUGUUGUUGAAUGGCUCACUAGUGCACAGCUGCAGUUCUACACAACAAACUUUCUCACUGCUGGUUAUGACCUGCAGACCAUAAGCAGAAUGACACCAGAGGACCUCACUGCUAUUGGGGUGACAAAACCAGGCCACAGGAAGAAAAUGCUUUCAGAAAUCAGCAAAUUAAACAUCCCAGAUUGGAUACCUCAAGAAAGAACUUCAAAUCUGGCUGAAUGGCUGUCUGCAGUUGGUCUCAGUCAAUACUACCAGACUCUGGUUCAGAACGGCUACGACAAUAUGGUCUUCAUUAGUGAUAUUACCCUGGAGGACCUAAAGGAGAUCGGCAUCACUAAACUAGGACACCAGAAGAAGUUGAUGUUAGCCAUCAAAUCUCCAGAAGCAUACAUUCCCACCAAGGAGAGCCAGUUAGAAGGAAGCACAGAUUCAAAACCGUCAAUAGAAACCAGCACAGAACCAGAUGUCUCCUCUGUUCAUAUACGUAAAAGAACGGAGGGGCGUAGCUCUCCCAGGCACAGCACCCAAGGGCGGGGCAUACAAAGAGCUAAUGCGCCCCCUCCUCUGAAGAAACCCAGUUCAAUUGAGAGUCCCAUCCCAACACCUCCACAAACCCCUACUAAGGGCAGAACUUCAUCUUCUGCUUCAAAUUCUCCUUCACACAUUCCUUCCUCCCUGCUAAAAACACACAGCAGGACCAGAGGGCCUUGUGACUCUCCCCGUUCACAUGCUCAUGCUCGUACAGUCCCAUUACUUUGCCUACCAUCUGAAGGAGAAACCAAAGUGGGCAAUGGUCAAACUCAGCCCCAGCCAAGACCUGGACAGUCUACUGCUACUGAUGCUGGCCGUGACUUACCCAUGCCAGACUCCUCUGUGAAAUACGCCACACUAGGUGGACAUAGGGUUACUUCCAGCAGCUCUUCAAGAGCCUCUAGUGAAACCCUUGACAUCAACAGCGUCAAUCGCAGUCAGUCAUUCGGUACAGCUCGGCCGCGCAGACGGAUUCGUCCUCCAACUCCUCCAAAACGUUCAUGCUCUUCCAUUUCCACUGGUAACCUGACUGACGAGACUGUGACUGAUGAUGCAAGGUUUAGCGAAAAUAGGGCUAACAAUUUGUUACUCAAUGUGACAUAUAGGGAGCGCAGACGUAGCGACUGUGGCAUUGCCUCAGAAAAAACUUCAUCUGGGGGCAGUGUAAGAGACAUUGCAGCCAUGCUUGAAAUGUCCAAUCUCAGAAGCAGUGGUAAAGGAAGUGGUUAUCUGCAGGCAAGCCAUAACCUCCUGCGGCAGAACCGUGAAGUUCUGGAUUCCGACGCAGAUAGUCGCCGCCGCACAAUCAGUGAAUUUUAUGAAUCUCAUAAGCAGCCUGAUGAUGAUCUACAAGAGGCAGAGAUGCGCCAAUCCAUGCAGGAUCACACACAUCUUAGACCAGCACCUUGUGAAACCCAACCAGUUAAACAGACCCCUGAACCACGUCCGCGUUCCAUGAUCACUCAUCUGGAAGGUAGAGUUUCCUCUCUGCCACAAGAGGAGUGGUCACGGAUGGAUGCCACAGCAACUUUGAGAAGACCACGACCACCACAUUACUCAGAUGUUGAACAUUUUAAUCUGACAGAAACAAGUACUAUAAAGCGAAGACCCAAAGUAUUGGCUCCACCACAGAGCAAUGGCAUUGAUGGAGAUGGGCCAGAGAACUUUCGGAGAAGGCCUGUGUCUGAGGCUUGUGUUGGAGAUGGUGGUAGGGAGGAAGAAUUGCAACAUGAUGGCCUUGGUUCUCUUCCCAGACAAAUGAAACCCCCAGUUUCACCAAAACCAGCAAUGGCCCUUGGAAAACCUGAUCCCCCAACUCCUACAAGGAGGGUUCCCUUACCUGGACCAGAAGGUCAACAUAGCCCAGUGGAGGUUAAGAAAGUCCCUCCUCCAGUAUCUCCCAAGCCAAGUCCGCCUCCUAUACUGCCCAAACCAGUGAAAAUCAAGCCAAUCCAUACCAUCGGAACUCCCGGCUCUCCUCAGACAGAUGUUCUCAGCCCAUCCAGUGCCUCCUUCAUCCCCAUUCCAACUGAGCAACUGGAGCAUACAUCACAGAUUUUGAGUCCACUCACCCCAAAACCACUGGAUGGGACCAUGCUUUCCCCACAUGCAGCAACAUCUCCAGCUCAGAGCCCACAGACACCUCAGACUCCCCAAACUCCACAAACACCAUCUACACCAGGUUCAGGCUCAGCUCCAGUGAAGCCCCCAAGGUCUUCCAUGGCUGGUCUCUCAGUUGACAUCCCAAGCCCUCUGGAAGUGGAACUGUCUGGAGUGGAUGUACAAAAGAAGCUGAGAGAAGUAGAAAAACAGAGAGAGGAAGAUGAUGUUAGAAAGCAAGAAAGAGUAGAGGAAGUUGGAAUUGCUAGAAUGGAAAGGACAGGUCUGAUCCAGGUGGAUUCAACAUUUCAAGAUGAACAAGGCCUGAUUUCAGAGAUAGGGGAGGGAGCAGGACCAGUGGUAAUGAGCGGGAGGAAGGUAGGUGUAGCCAGACAGACACAAGUAGAGGGUGAACCACAAGAUGGAGAUAGAAGACAGACAGAGGUGGAAAGCCAAGGGUUAUUGAAGGUUGCUGAAACUGAGGGAUCUGCUUCAGGGGACAUGGUACAACUCAGACUGGAGGAGACCAGUGCAUCCCUGGCUGCUGCUCUAGAAGUGGUGGAGGAGAAGAUUAAGAAAGAUGACAGCACCAUUGUGGACAACAAGAGCACAGUCAACAUUCUUGAUGAUAUUGGCAGCAUGUUUGAUGAUCUUGCGGACCAGUUGGAGGCCAUGCUAGAUUAAAAACAAAGAGGUAUAUGAGAUGACCAAUGAGGUAUCCAUUAGGAGUGUGAAACAUGAGCUUUUUUAAGUCAAUAAGGCAAAAUAGGGUGAAACUCCAUUCCAACAUGUUUAAAAGUCAUACUACAAUUGAGCAUCUCUGAGAAAAAGCCUAAGAUAUAACUAUUGACAAACAUCAAGCCCCUUUCAUUCUUCACCAGCCUUUCCUCUAGUGGCCAGAGUAGAUACUGCAAGUACAUAUUCUGGCCUGCAAAUGUGACCUGCUGUCAUGCUGCUUCCAGAGAUAAGCACAAUUUUAAGAAAGACUAUGUGACAGGAUUUCUAAAUAUAAUUUAAGCAGAGAAAUGCUAAUGUUUAUGAGUAUGUGUAUAUAUGUGUGUACUAUGUGGGUUGAGGGUUGAAUAUCAAUGAAUAUUUAUUUUGAUGGCAGUGCCAAGAGCAGUAAAGGUACAUCAUAUUCUCUUUUAUGAUGUUAGGAAGCUGUAUUGUUCUGUUCUGUAUUGAUCUCUGCUAUGAGCUUGUCCACAUGUAAAGGGGAACUUUAAAUUUCACUUUGUGGUCUUCAGCUGUACAAGUUACUGAAAAACACUUGGUUUGGACUAAAUAAAUAUGAAGAGCACAGUCCCAUUUAUGACCUUGAAACUGAUUUUUUUUUUUUUUGUCUUUGGUCUUUGAAGUAUAAUGAAGAAAUGCUUUAAAAAAGUUAUAUUGUACCUUAAAGACUUAAAAGUGGUAUAUUGUAAUCUUUAUGUAUGUUAUUAUUGUUGUUGCUGCUGCUGUUGUUAUUGUUGUCAAUGUGUGUGAAUGUUUGACUGUGCAAUGUAGUUCUUGCAUUGACAAAUCCCACCCUGCCCAAAUAGACAGAAUACAUAAUAAGAUGCUGGAAAGAAUAGUGUAUAUAUGACAUAUAGAUUAUAGUUAUCAUUGAUAGUCUAGAGUAUGGAAUGUGUCAAUAUGGAAUGCUACAGCCACCUGCUCAUUCCUAAUGUGCUCUAAUAUGUGUUUAUGUGUGUGAUUGUUUGUGUGUUAGGAGGGAAGAUCUGUUUGAGAGUGAGGCUAUUAGGAAGUGUGUGUUUAUAGUUUCGGGAAAGAGAGUAUGUUUGUCUUCACUUGAAUUUUUUUUACCAUGUUUUUGAACAUGGUGCCAUGGGAUUUUUGAAGUAUCUUGGAUGACCAUGCAAUUUCUAUAGUACAGGAUUAUGGAAAUCAUAAAAUAGCAUGGUAUAGAACCAAGUAUUGUUGUAUUACCAUUUGAUACCAUAGUACAACCACAGUAGUUUUUUGUAAGGGCUGAGUGUGUGUGUUGAUCUCUUGAACAGUGCAAUUAUUCCUGUUUUGUCAUGCAAACUAAAAAAGACUUGCUGACAAGAGAAGAUGCAUAUUCUAUACAAGUGGCUAAAAUUAGAUAAUAUACGACUAUGUCAUCACAAGAUAUAUAAGAAUACAGAGCAAUAUUUUUAUCCAUGCACCAUGUAAUUAAUUUAGCUUUAUAAGUGACACUUAAAAACCAGCCAUCUAGGAUACAACAUCCGACAAUCAUGACAAUGUCAUCCUUGAUUAUCACCCUGCAAAGUCAGUGGAAUAGAUGUUGGAGGAUGAAAUCUUUUGCAGUGUAAAACUGUGUAAUAAUCAGUUGUUAUUUUGUGUAAACCUUCAGAUGGCUAAUGUGUUUUUCUGACCCUGGAGAAAAAAUCAUCAAAAGACCUCUUCCAUGUAAAAUGCAUUGAAAAUAUGUGGAAAUCAUAUAAAUAAAUUGUUAUGAUUAUAAGCACAGUGGCAUCUGAGAGUUUGGUCAAGCAUUUUAAGGAAUGUUAUUAAACUUUUUAUGCUUCUAUUUGCAGUAGUUCAUAAUAUACAUAAGCAAAGCAAAAUUAAUUUGUCUUAUGCAAAUGAUAUACAAAUUUUCUCAAAAAACAAAACAAAAAACAAAACAAAAACAAACAAACAAAAAAUUCACCUUUAGACUUUGUCCUCUCCCAGUACCAGAAAAAGUGUCUGCAAUGUGCAAUUUCUGCACCACUGCUAAAUGGAAUUUUCCUGUUUUCCAAACAAUCCCCCAUUUUCCAUUGGCUGGCCAAAAAGAAAGCCCUACCCCAAACUCAUGCCAAUGUUGCUCGUCAGGUUUUUUUGUAGGUUUUUUUGCACAAAAUAAUGCGAACUUUUCUUUACAGUAUAAUAACCUAGAUAUUUUAUCAUGUAUUUGAUUAAAAUGGCAGAGGCCUCAGGGAGGGUCCCACCAAUAGCUCUGGGCUGCCUGUACUUGAUCAAACUUUUCUGGCUGCAGUGCUUUUGACACCAAUCCACAUGACUCGUGAAUCUGCUCCAUAUUGAAUGGACUCCAUGUUAGCUCAUAUCUGCAAUUCAGUACUCCAGUCACGUCACGUUUGUUGAUACUGUCGAAGACUUUUAUUGAUCAAAAUAUGAAUUAAUCAAGUAUAAUAAAGGGUAAUCUAGCCAUUUAUAUACCCAGUUAUUAUUCCAUUAUAAUAAUAUAGGCCUGUGGGUGUAAAAAGCCUGCAUAGCAGAAAAUGUACAGACCCUCAGAAACAUACAAGUGGGCCUUGUUCUUUACGAUAAAAAGACUUGGGGGCCCCUUCUCUCUAAGGAGGAAUCUAAUUGUAUGCAUAAGGAAAACUUUAAGAACUGUAUAGAACAAGCCUUACCCUGUAUAAACAGAAAAACUAUAUAAAAGUAGAAGCCGAAUAACAAUCGAGAGAUCUUCUCUGCAGAGAACUCUCGGCUUUAUUCUCUUUGAAAUAAAGUGUCUCCUCUGGAAACAAAACCCCAAGACUGAGUGUGAUUCUUCAGAUCAGUGGCAGACAUUACAAUACUAUACAGAUUGCUUGUACAAUAUUUUAAUAUUCCUUAAUUAUCUGAAUAGAUUUGGAGUCUUAAGAGAGAAGAAUUUUUUCACAAGGUAUUAAUUAUUAAGACGAGUUGCUAAUAUUUUUUUUAUGUUAAUGCUUAUUUGUUCCAGGCAGGUUAUUUAAAAGAUAAACCCACAUUUCUAUAGCUUUCAACAAAUGUCCUUUGGUGCCUUUUA
This is a messenger RNA of Carassius auratus (goldfish), 7539 nucleotides long. RefSeq names its product caskin-1-like. Gene Ontology annotation, molecular function: protein binding. The annotation marks the transcript as partial. NCBI's taxonomy places the organism in Eukaryota, Metazoa, Chordata, Actinopteri, Cypriniformes, Cyprinidae. The record is from RefSeq and is a predicted model, not a curated record. The transcript is spliced from 21 exons.